Bactrocera oleae (olive fruit fly) is the source of this 846-nucleotide messenger RNA. RefSeq names its product Juvenile hormone binding protein 6 (gene Jhbp6). The record is from RefSeq and is a predicted model, not a curated record. NCBI's taxonomy places the organism in Eukaryota, Metazoa, Arthropoda, Insecta, Diptera, Tephritidae.
AUGAAGCAAAUUUUGUACUACUGUUUUCUUAUAUUGUGCUAUAUUUAUACCGUUAACGGCGAAGAUGAAAAAUUUCUCACAGAUCCGCCUGAUUAUAUCCGAGAAUGUCAGAUAGCUGACAAAAAUUUUUUAAACUGUUCUACGCAAAGCAUACAACAACUAUUCGAUAAAUUAAAUGACGGCAUACCCGGCUUGAAUAGUAUCAAAAGCUUCGAUCCAUUCUAUUUGAACCGGAUACGCAUUACGCAAGGCAACAGCAAUGCGAUCAAUCUAAAAGUGGAAUUGGGCAAUAUAAAAAUCAAUGGCUUUGGACAUACAAAUGUGUUGGAGAGUAUGGUUUACCCCAAAGACUACAGCUGGAAGACUACUUUUAUGCUGCCUGAAAUGAAAUUACAGGGCGACUACAGUCUCUUCGGGCGGAUUUUAUUAAUACCCUUAAAUGGACAUGGCGAAGUGUUCUUAGAAGCGGAAAAUAUGACCGUCAUUAUGAACUCGAAGACUCGUCUUUACGAAAAAGGUGGCUUCACUUUCUAUAACGUCACCGAUUGCCGUGUAGACUUCAAAAUAGACGGUUUGAAAUCAUAUUUUUCAAAUCUCUUCAACGGAAACAAGCAGUUGGAGGACAGCACCAAUAAGUUCUUCAACGACAACUGGCGCAUGCUGGCCGAUGCGCUUUACAACGUUAUCACGCAAACGAUCGAAGAUAUUUUAUUGGAUGUUUUGAAGAAAAUCUUUCACUAUAUACCAGCCAACUUCUUCAUUAGCGAUAUACCAACAUCGAAGCAGCUAUAUGGGGGUAAGGUGACGGCGAGCGAGCCAAAGCGACCGAAGUAACAACAAAAAGAG